AUGCCGACGUCUAAGGAGGAAAGACAGCUGAAGGAGUGCAUAAUACAACGAAAGGUACUAAAUGCAAUGCGAGAUUCCGUUGAAAAAUUUAUUGCGAAUUACGAUGCUGAUCGAGACAGACGUCAAAUCGGGGUGCGUAUCGAGGCGCUUGAUCGUAUACACAAAGAUUUCAUGGAGAUCCAAAUAGAUAUCGAACGAUUAGACGUUCCAGAAAUGCUUGAGCAGCAUUUAGAAGAACGGGUUGAAUUCGAGCAACGUUAUUGCGAAUCCAAAGGGUUUUUAUUGGGUCAGAAUACUAUCGAUACCAACCAGACACUCAAUUCCUCAUUAAUGUUUCCACCACCACAUCAUCCUUCGCCCUUCCACCUUCGGCUCCCACAGAUAGAUAUGCCGAAAUUCAACGGAGAUUUCUCACGCUGGCUAUCCUUUCGGGAUACCUUUGCUUCUAUGCGUCAUGUUCGGGCACUACAAAAGCUCGAUGAGCCGGUUGAUAAAUGGAAUACGCCUCUGGUAAAUUUGUUGUCAUAUAAGCUAGAUUCAACUACAUUGCGUGCGUGGGAGGAAAAAACAAGUCAGAGUUCAGAAGCAAGUUAUGAGGAGUUGGUAGAGUUCCUCUAUCAACGGGUACGGGUUAUCAAUUCAGUCGGUACAGAAGUACAACCGGCCUUUGCGAAGGUGGCCGGAUCCAACAACAAACCAAAAUUAAAGUUCUCAGCAAACGCUACAGCAUCGGUUAACUCUGCUUCUCACGGGUCGUGCAUUCUUUCUUGUGACGAACAACACUCCCUCAGAAACUGUCCUGUUUUUCUCGCCAAAGAUAUUCGUCAACGUCGUGAGCUGGUAUCACAAAAGCGAUUAUGUUGGAAUUGCCUUUCGUUUGGUCAUCAAGCUAGGAAAUGUGUGUCGAAAUUCACCUGUCGUACGUGUCAUGAGAAGCAUCAUUCUAUGCUGCACGAGGCUGCUAAAACUGCAUCGGUAUCCACCACAGUUCCUCCGACUCCUAGCUCGUCGUCUAGUUCUGGAAAAAUAAGCAACGGAAAAUUCUUCGAAACAAAAUCACCCUCGCCUCAAAUUCACACGGUUCAUACAUCCACCAACACAACUCUGCUCGAAACGGUAUCGCUCUUCAUUGUGGAUGAUUAUGGGAAGAAAAUCAAAGCUCGCGCCCUGUUGGACACAGGGGCAAUGUCCAAUUUAAUUUCGGAUCGGUUGGCUAAGAAUUUGGUUACGUAUCGCGCUCAGGUGAACCUUUGCAUUGGUGGAAUAGGAGGUUCACUGCAACGAGUCAAGAAUGCUCUUAUCGCUACUGUGCAAUCACGAACUCAACCGUUCUCAACUAAACUUGAGUUCUUGAUUUUGAAAAAACCAACCGCUGAUCUACCAACUACAUCAAUUGACUUUUCGUCUUGGGAUCUGUCAGGCUAUCAAAUGGCAGAUGAAACGUUUUUCACCCCGGGAACGGUAGAUCUCAUCAUCGGAUGUGAAGCAUUUUGGGAAUUCCACUCCGGAAGAAAGAUUUCGCUGGGAGAAGAUCUUCCAUGGUUGCUAGAGACACCUUUUGGAUGGACCGUAUCAGGACCCGCAGCUUGUCGACCUACUUGUAUUCCUCGUGUCUGCCAAUUGUCUACGGUUGACGAACGUUUAGAAACCGCACUCCAGAAGUUUUGGGAAAUUGAAACUAUCGCCAUGGAACACGCACACUCUUCAGAUGAAAGUUAUUGUGAAGAAUUUUACACCGAAACAACGACACGUGACGACGACACAGGAAGGUACAUCGUACGACUCCCUUGCACCAACAAGCCUGGAAUUGAACUUGGAAGUUCCAGAUCGAUCGCAGAGCGGCGUUUUCUGGGUCUUGAGCGCCGAUUGCAACGAGAUCCUGGCACCAAGGAAGCCUACCAUCGUUUUAUGGCCGAGUAUGAGGAACUUGGUCACAUGCGGAAGCUAAAAGAGCCGGUAGACGAUCAAAUAUCGCAUUGCUACCUCCCACACCACCCUGUCUUUAAAGCGUCCAGCACCACGACAAAGACAAGAGUGGUAUUCGACGCGUCGUGCAAAACGACAUCUGGGUAUUUGUUGAACGACACAUUACUAGUCGGCCCUGUUGUUCAACCAGAUUUACUGUCCUUGGUUACGAGAUUUCGCACCUACCCGAUCGCUAUUGUCGGCGAUGUAGAAAAGAUGUACCGGCAGGUACUGGUUCAUUCUGACGAUCGUCCUUUGCAGAGGAUUUUGUGGCGCACAAGUUCGGAGAAUCCAAUUUCGACGUUCGAGCUACAGACAGUGACAUACGGAACUUCCUGUGCCCCGUAUCUUGCCACGAAAACACUCCAACAAAUCGCUCAACAUAAUCGCUCAUCCUACCCUGAGUGCGCGGAGUCAAUCGAACACAAUUUUUAUAUGGAUGAUUGGCUAGCAGGAGGGAACUCGGCAGCAGACGUCAUUCAGAAGCAGAAAAUCGUCAAUCGGUCGAUCGCACUUUUUUGGGGAAUAUUUCCUUCACGACCUAGUGGCUGCUUUAAUAAGCAGCGAAGAAAGUCCUCCGAGGUGGCCGGCAAAGUUCCCUGGCGGGAACAUGUUCUAAAAGUUUAA
This is a messenger RNA of Uranotaenia lowii, 2592 nucleotides long. RefSeq lists its product as uncharacterized. Gene Ontology annotation, molecular function: nucleic acid binding; aspartic-type endopeptidase activity; zinc ion binding. Bases 1 to 2592 code for a protein of 863 amino acids. NCBI's taxonomy places the organism in Eukaryota, Metazoa, Arthropoda, Insecta, Diptera, Culicidae. The record is from RefSeq and is a predicted model, not a curated record. The transcript has 2 exons. Gene Ontology annotation, biological process: proteolysis.